This is a messenger RNA of Sphaerodactylus townsendi, 10678 nucleotides long. RefSeq names its product epiplakin 1 (gene EPPK1). Gene Ontology annotation, biological process: wound healing; intermediate filament bundle assembly. The coding region runs from base 144 to 9884 and encodes 3246 amino acids. Gene Ontology annotation, molecular function: keratin filament binding; structural molecule activity. Gene Ontology annotation, cellular component: keratin filament; cytoskeleton; membrane. The transcript has 2 exons. The record is from RefSeq and is a predicted model, not a curated record. Lineage: Eukaryota; Metazoa; Chordata; Lepidosauria; Squamata; Sphaerodactylidae.
GGGAAGGAGAAGCAGGAGGAGGCAGGUGGCCAGACACUCCCUGCCUGGCUCGGGACAUCCAGGCAUCCCCUAGGCCAUUCCUGACGGGAGCAGAAGAUUCCUUUGCCAGUGUGAGCUGAGCCCAAAGCAGUGCCCUGACCAGGAUGGAACAGAGAGAGUCAGCAUCUGAGAACCAGAAUCUCUCCACAGCCCCACCAGGGGGCUGCCUCCAGCCUAGGACCCCAGCAGCAGAAGAGAUGGGCCCUGACAUCAGAAGCAUUGCAGGGGUCUACAUGGAGCCCUCUGCCAAGACCAUGAGCCUCUACCAAGCCAUGCAAGAGCAUUUCCUCCAGCCUGAUCUUGCCCUCUCCCUGCUGGAGGCACAGGCAGCUACGGGGGGCAUCAUUGACUGGAGGAGAAAGCAGCUGGUCUCUGUGACAGAGGCCCUGAGGAUGGAGCUGGUUGGGCUGGAAAUGAAGGAAAGGCUCUUGUCUGCUGAGCGGGCAAGAACAGGCUUUAUAGACCCCUAUACAGAGGAGAAGAUCUCUCUCUACCAAGCCAUCCAAAAAGAGCUAAUUGGAAAGGAACAGGCCUUGAGUCUCCUAGAUGCCCAAAUAGCCACAGGAGGCAUCAUUGAGCCUAGCACUGGCCACCGUGUCUCUCUUCAAGAAGCGUGCCAGCAUGGCUACCUGAGUGAAGAAACAAAGGGCUUCCUUGGUGAUUCUGGGAAUGAGGCAGCCAAGGGCUUCUGGGACCCAAACAGCAACCAGAAGGUCACCUACAUGGAACUUAGGAGGAGGUGCAUAGCAGAUCCAGCUAGUGGCUUGCUUCUGUUGCCACUGAAAAUCUCUUUCCCUGGACUGAGAGGGGGUGUGUGCAGCCAUGAACUUCUGGAUUCUGGCAUCAUUGAUUCUGCCCUCUUCAACGCCCUCCAUAAUGGGGAAAUCACAGCACAGGAAGUUGCCGAGAUGGACUUUGUUCAGCAAUACCUCUCGGGGACAGGCAGCAUAGCAGGGGUGGCUGUUCUGGAUACCAGUGAGUGCAGGAGCUUUUACCAGGCUCUAACAGAACACCUCCUCCCACCAGGCAUAGCGGUGAUCCUCCUGCAGGCUCAAGCUGCAACAGGCUGCUUGGUUGACCCUAUAAAGAAUGAGAAGUUCACUGCUGACGCUGCAGUGCAGGCAGGAGUUGUUGGACCGGAACUUCAUGAGAAAUUAUUUGCUGCUGAGAGAGCUGUCACAGGAUAUAAGGAUCCCUGCACCAGGGAGUUAGUCUCUUUGUUCCAAGCCAUUAAGAAGGGUCUUGUUCCCAGGGAUCCUGGCAUUUUCUUGCUGGACGCCCAGCUAGCCACUGGUGGCAUUGUUGACCCUCACAUGCAUCACCGGCUUCCUUUGGAGGUGGCCUGCCAGCGGGGCCUGUUAGACAGAGACACACGUGAUCUCCUCUGCAAUCCCACUGAUGGCAUGCGUGGGUUCUUUGUGCCCAACUCCAAAGAGCCCUUGUCCUACACAGAACUGCUACUGAGAUGUGUUACUGAUCCAGACACGGGGCUCUACCUCUUACCUCUUUCUGGAGACACUGGUGGGGUACAUUCCUUUAUUGACCACAGCACACAGGUUGCUCUAAAGAACACGGAAGUGUCUGUGGCCUGUGGCAAAUUCAAGGGGAAACAAACGUCGCUCUGGAAACUCCUCUUCUCUGACUACUUCACAGGAAAGCAGAGGCGAUCUCUCAUCAAGCAAUUCUGCUCUAGGGGCCUUUCCACUUGGGAACUGGCUGACAUUAUCUGCAACACCAUCCAGCAGGCGGCUGCCAAUUCCAAAAUCACGUUCGAAGGCCUCAGGGAAAAGGUGACCCCUGCACAGCUCCUGAGUUCCAAAAUCAUCAAUGAAGAUUUGUUUGAGAAGUUAACCCAAGGGGAAACGUUAGCCAAAGAUGUCGUUGGCAUGGAUACAGUUAAAAAGUACUUGGAAGGGACUGGCAGCAUUGGUGGCUUAAUCCUGCCUGACUCGGAGGAGAGAAUCAGCGUCUACCAAGCGAAGAGAAAGGGCUUUCUGCGGCCAGGAACUUCCCUCAUCCUCCUCGAGGCACAGGCUGCAACAGGAUACCUCAUUGACCCUGCUGCCAACAAGAAAUACUCUGUGGAUGAGGCCCUGCGUGCAAAUCUCAUUGGCCCAGAGGUUUAUGACAAGCUCCUGGCUGCUGAGAAAGCCGUCACUGGCUACACAGACCCAUACACUGGCAACAAGAUCUCCCUCUUCCAGGCCAUGAUGAAGGACCUCAUUGUCAGAGAGCAUGCCAUCCGUCUCCUGGAGGCUCAGAUUGCCACUGGGGGCAUCAUUGACCCCGUCAACAGCCACCGCCUCCCAGUGGAAGCUGCCUACCAAAGGGGCUACUUUGACAAGAAGAUGAACCUGAUUCUCUCGGAUCCUAGUGAUGAUACCAAGGGCUUCUUUGAUCCAAACACCCACGAGAACCUGACUUACCUGCAGUUGAAGGAGAAGUGCGUCACUGAAGGCUCCACUGGUCUCUGCCUCCUGCCACUGAACAGCAAGAAGCGCCAGUUCAUUGGCAGUGCCACCAAGCAUGCUUUCCAGGGCUCAGGGCUCUUUGUAAAGUAUGGACGUUUCCAAGGGCAGAGAGUGUCUGUCUGGGAUCUGCUGAACUCAGAGUACUUCAGUGAGGGUAAGAGGCGGGAAAUUUUCAAUCACUACCACCUGCGCAUGGUCACACUAGAGCAAAUCAAGCUCCUGUUGCAGGAGGAGAUGAAGAAGUGGGCCCCCAUAAAAUUCCCAGCCAUCAGGGGCCACGUCACUGCCUAUCAUCUGAUGGAAUGUGGUAUCCUUGACCAGGAUCUCUUUGAAAGGUUGCUAGAGGGAGUGGUGACUCAAGAGGAGGUGCUGUGCAUGGACUCGGUCAGGAAAUACCUCUAUGGCACUGGCAGCAUUGGGGGCAUUGUGCUGCAGCCCUCCAAGGAGAAAGUGGGUUUCUAUGAAGCCAUGAAGAGGAAUAUCAUGCCGCCGGGUGUGGUGCUACCUUUGCUCGAGGCACAGGCAGCCACUGGGUUUCUCGUUGAUCCAGUGAACAUCCAAAAGGUCUGCUUGGAUGAUGCAGUGAAGGGUGGCCUCAUUGGUCCAGAGCUCUAUGACAAGCUACAGCGUGCGGAAGAAGCUGUAACUGGCUACAAAGAUCCUUUCACCGGCAAGAAGAUCUCGCUCUUCCAAGCUAUGAAGAAAGGCCUUGUUCCUGACAAACAGGCCAUGCGGCUCUUAGAUGCCCAGCUGUCCACCGGGGGAGUCAUUGAUCCUCACAGGGGCCACUAUGUUCCUGCAGAAUUUGCCCAGAAAAAAGGCUACUUAGAUGGGGAGAUCAGCAACAAACUUUCCCAUUUAGGCAGUGAGGCCAAAACGUUCAGCACUCUUGACAGUAAAGAGAGUGUGACCUACAGCCAGCUGAUAGACCAAUGUGAGGAGGAUGAAGGUUUGGGCUUCCGCUUACUGCCUCUCUCACAAACAGCAUCUCUUGUCUGCACAGAUCAGCAAAUGGAGCAUCUAUUCAAGGAGACCCUGGUGGAAGAAAAGGGACUUACUCUCUGGGAGCUCCUGAACUGUGGCUACUUCACUGAAGAGGAGAGAAGAGAUUUCUUGGAGAAGUUUAGGUCCAAGGCCAUAUCACUCCAGCAGCUGAUCAGCCUUGUUUUGAGAAUUAUUAAGGAAAUGGAAAUAAAGACUCAAGCCCAGGUCACCUUGCAAGGUUUGAGAGGAGCUGUACCUGCUGUCUGGCUCCUGGAUAAUGGCAUCCUUUCAGAGGAGACAUUCAUAGAGCUGGUGCAGGGCAGGAAGAUGGCCGAAGAUGUGGCUGAGAUGGAGAGUGUGAAGCAGUAUCUGCAGGGCACUGGGAGCAUUGCUGGGGUUUUCAUUCAAGCCUCCAAAGAGAAAAUGGGCAUAUACCAAGCCAUGCAGAAAAACGUCCUCCUGCCUGGCAUGGGGACAAGGCUUCUAGAAGCUCAAGCAGCAACAGGAUCGAUCGUAGACCUCAGGUCAAACCAAAGGCUUGGGGUAGAAGAGGCCACCAAAGCUGGUGUGGUGGGCAAAGAGCUCACAGAGCAGCUGCUGCAGGCUGAGAGGGCACUGACAGGCUACAAUGACCCUUACUCAGGAAGGCCCAUCUCAGUGUGCCAGGCCAUCCGGAAAGAGCUGAUCUCUGCUGCUGCCGGCAUCCCCUUGCUGGAAGCUCAGCUGGCCACCGGAGGCAUCGUUGAUCCGAUUCACCACCAUCACCUUCCUCUCCCUUUUGCCUACAAGCAUGGUUUCUAUGAUGAAGAAAUGCACAGGUCCCUUUCUCAACCCACUGAUGACUCCUGUGUCUUCUUUGACCCCAACACCCAGGAGGCCUUGACUUAUCAGCAGCUGAAGGACAGAUGCAUCCAAGAUCCUGAAACAGGGUUAUUUCUGCUUCCUCUCUCAGAAGAUGCUGCUUGUUAUGGGGACGAGCAGAUGAUGGCGGUACUGAAAGCAGAAACUGUUUGUGUUGGCACUGGGCGGUUUAGAGGGCAAGCGGUUUCUCUUUGGGAUCUACUGAACUCUGAGUACAUCUCCAACAGCAAGCGGAGAGAGCUGCUGAUGACCUACAAAGAGGAGAAUACUGAGGCCCUUCAAGAAAUCAUCACAGCCAUUACCAAGGUGAUUGGAGAGACUGAAACUCAAGGCAAGAGAUUCACCUUCAAGGGUUUGCGCAAGCAGGUGUCGGCCAGUGACCUUUUCCAGGCAGAGCUCAUAGACAAGGAAACCCUGGAUGAGCUUCACCAGGGAAAGAAAACUAUCCAGGAAGUCACUGAGAUGGACCGUGUCAGAAGAUUCCUGGAGGGCUGUAACUUCAUAGCUGGAGUCCUUAUACAGCCAGGUUGUGAAAAGAAGAGCAUCUAUCAGGCCAUGAGGGAGGGUCUCCUUAGACCAGGAACGGCCCUGGUGCUCCUCGAGGCCCAAGCUGCCACAGGGUUUCUCAUUGACCCAGUGAGAAACAAAAAACUAUCAGUAGAUGAAGGGAUGUCUACAGGGCUGAUUGGAAGAGAAAUUUAUGAGAAACUGCUGAGUGCAGAAAGAGCAGUGGCUGGAUACACACACCCCUCCACAAAGCAACAGAUCUCGCUCUUUGAGGCCAUGAAUGAAGAGCUCAUUGUGAGAAGCCACGGCAUCCGCCUGCUGGAAGCCCAGAUCGCCACGGGAGGCAUCAUUGACCCUGUUCACAGUCACCGUAUCCCGAUAGAGGUAGCUUACAAGCGGGGUUACUUUGAUGAAAAGAUGAACCAAAUUCUUUCAGACCCCACAGAUGAUACCAAAGGUUUCUUUGACCCCAACACACAUGAGAAUCUCACUUAUCUCCAGCUACUGGAGCGUUGUAUCCAAGAUCCGGAGACUGGACUUUAUAUGCUGCAAAUAGUUAAAAGUGGGGGAAGGUACUUCUAUAUUGAUGAGAAAACAAAACAAUUUCUGCAAACACAAUUGAUCCAGAUGCAUGUAGGGAGGUACAAAGGCCAGACUGUCUCCAUCUGGCAUCUCCUGUGCUCCCCGUACAUCCAAGAACAGAGGAAGAAAGAUCUGGUAAGACAGUACAAGUGUGAAAUGCUGACAUUAGAACAUCUUAUCAAUAUCAUCACCACAAUCAUUAAGGAAACCGAAGAGAGAACUGAGAAACUAAAGGUUAAGGGCCUCAGAGGGGAGGUAUCAGUUGCAGAGCUGUUCAACUCUGAGAUAAUUGACAAGAAAACACUGGAUGAACUCCAUCACGGGGCUCAUGCUCUCGACCACCUGAUCCAGAAUGAUUCUGUGAAACAAUACCUGGAAGGAACAGGCUGCAUCGCCGGGGUCUCUGUGGCCUCAAAAAAGAUGACUAUCUAUGAAGCAAUGAAGACAGGGCUUCUCUCCCCAGAAAAUGGUCUCAUGUUACUAGAGGCACAGGCCGCCACUGGUUCCAUCACUGACCCACUGAAGAAUAAAGUAUUCUCUGUUGACCAAGCUGUCUCUAUGAGAACUGUGGGUGAUGAGAUUCAUAAGAAGCUUAUUUUUGCAGAGAAAGGCAUUACUGGAUACACUGACCCUGACACAGGGAACAAACUUUCACUCUUCCAGGCUAUGAAGAAGAAUAUAGUUGAGAAAGAUUAUGCUCUCAGGCUGCUGGAAGCCCAAAUCGCCACUGGUGGCAUUAUUGACCCUAACUAUGACCACCGCAUCCCUGUGGAAGUAGCUUACAAACGAGGCUGUUUGGAUGAAGACACCUUCCUCCUACUUUCUGAUCCAGAAUAUGGCUUCAAAGGAUUUGUAGAUCCCAGCACACAUGAAAGGAUCACUUAUGCUCAGCUCCUUCAGAGAUGUCUCAAAGACAAAGACACAGGAAUGUACCUUCUGCAGCUGCUCAACAAAAGUGAAUAUUUCUAUGUAGAUCAAACAACAAAAAAUAUUCUGACAUCCACCAAAGUGAAUGUAAAGCUUGGAAAAUAUGCAGGGCAGACUCUGUCUGUAUGGGAACUUCUUUGUUCAGAUUAUUUUGAUGAAGAAAAGAGAAAAGAGUUGAUUAAAAAAUACAAGCAGGGAUCCUCAGUUAUUCUUCAACACAUCACAACUGAAAUUCUGAACAUCAUAGAAGAAAAAGAACAAAACAGAAAGGAUAUAUGGUUCCAAGGUCUACGGCAGCAAGUGACAGCUUCAGAAUUAUUCAAAGCUGACAUAUUAAGUCAGGACACAAUAAGGAAGCUGGAGGAGGGAAAACAGAGUGUCCAAGAAGUGGCAAAUAUGGAUUCAGUCAGGAGGUACCUGGAAGGCAACAGCUGUGUUGCUGGAGUGCUUCUGCCAUCCAAAUCAGACCCUUCCAAGAUGGAGAAGAUGACCAUCUACCAGGCCAUGUGGAAGGGAAUUCUGAGGCCAGGCACUGCCUUAGUGCUGCUGGAAGCCCAGGCUGCUACAGGGUUCAUCAUUGACCCCCUGAAGAAUGAGAAACUCUCUGUUGAUGAUGCCAUUUCUGUGGGAUUAGUAGGUGGAGAAAUACAUAACAAACUCCUUGCUGCAGAGAAAGCUGUGACUGGAUACAGUGACCCAUACACAGGGAAAAGAAUUUCACUUUUCCAGGCAAUGAAGAAAGAUCUUAUACUCAAAGAACAUGGGAUCCGUUUGCUGGAGGCCCAGAUUGCAACAGGAGGGAUCAUUGAUCCAGUCAACAGUCAUCGCAUCCCUAUUGAGGUGGCUUAUAAACGGGGCUACUUUGAUGAGCAGAUGAACCAGAUUCUCUCUGAUCCUACAGAUGACACAAAGGGCUUCUUUGAUCCCAACACCCAUGAGAACCUCACAUACAUACACCUGCUUAAAAGAUGCACAUCUGACCCUGACACAGGACUGCUAAUGCUUCAGAUAAAAAAUAAGGACUUUGCAGAAAAUAUCAGGAAGACUUCAAAGUCUACCACAAUACCAGCUGCAACAUUUUUUACAGAGCAGAAGGAGGACAGUUUUGUUGACCCAGAGCAGAGUGAAAAGGAAAAGGCCUUGAAGGCUCGUAUGGCUAAAAUCACCGUCGGAGAGUUCUGUAGCCAGAAGGUCUCUGUGUGGGAUCUGCUUCAUUCCAAGUACAUCCCUGAGGGGAAGAGGAAGGAGCUUUUGCAGCUGUACAAGACUGGCAUUCUCACCACUGACCAGAUGGAAACUGUGGUCACCGGAAUCGUGAACAGAACAGAGGAGGAGAAAACGAAAGAAGCACAUUCCCACUCAGCCAGUCCCGACAUGGCAUCUUUAGCAGAGGAGGAGGAGGAAGAGGGAGAUGAUCCAGAGCAGAGUGAAAAGGAAAAGGCCUUGAAGUUGCGUAUGGUUGAAAUCACGGUCGGGGAGUUCCGUGGCCAGAAGGUCUCCGUGUGGGAUCUGCUGCAUUCCAAGUACAUCCCUAAGGAGAAGAGGAAGGAGAUUUUGCAGCUGUACAAGACUGGCAUUCUCACCACCGACCAGAUGGAAACCGUGGUCACCGGAAUCGUAAACAGAACAGAGGAGGAGAAAACGAAAGAAGCACAUUCCCACUCAGCCAGUCCCGACACGGCGUCUUUAGCAGAGCAGGAGGAGGAAGAGGAAGAUGAUCCAGAACAGAGUGAAAAGGAAAAGGCCUUGAAGGCUCGUAUGGUUGAAAUCACCGUCGGUGAGUUCCGUGGCCAGAAGGUCUCCUUGUGGGAUCUGCUGCUUUCCAAGUACAUCCCUGAGGAGAAGAGGAAGGAGAUUCUGCACCUGUACAAGACUGGCAUUCUCACCACCGACCAGAUGGAAACCGUGGUCACCGGAAUCGUAAACAGAACAGAGGAGGAGAAAACGAAAGAAGCACAUUCCCACUCAGCCAGUCUGGACACGGCGUCUUUAGCAGAGCAGGAGGAGGAAGAGGAAGAUGAUCCAGAGCAGAGUGAAAAGGAAAAGGCCUUGAAGUUGCGUAUGGUUGAAAUCACGGUCGGUGAGUUCCGUGGCCAGAAGGUCUCCGUGUGGGAUCUGCUGCAUUCCAAGUACAUCCCUGAGGAGAAGAGGAAGGAGAUUCUGCACCUGUACGAGAUGGGCAUUCUCACCACUGACCAGAUGGAAACCGUGGUCACCGGAAUCGUAAACAGAACAGAGGAGGAGAAAACGAAAGAACAUUCCCACUCAGCCAGUCCCGACACGGCGUCUUUAGCAGAGCAGGAGGAGGAAGAGGAAGAUGAUCCAGAACAGAGUGAAAAGGAAAAGGCCUUGAAGGCUCGUAUGGUUGAAAUCACCGUCGGAGAGUUCCGCGGCCAGAAGGUCUCCUUGUGGGAUCUGCUGCAUUCCAAGUACAUCCCUGAGGAGAAGAGGAAGGAGAUUCUGCACCUGUACAAGAUGGGCAUUCUCACCACUGACCAGAUGGAAACCGUGGUCACCGGAAUCGUAAACAGAACAGAGGAGGAGAAAACGAAAGAACAUUCCCACUCAGCCAGUCCCGACACGGCGUCUUUAGCAGAGCAGGAGGAGGAAGAGGAAGAUGAUCCAGAACAGAGUGAAAAGGAAAAGGCCUUGAAGGCUCGUAUGGUUGAAAUCACCGUCGGAGAGUUCCGUGGCCAGAAGGUCUCCGUGUGGGAUCUGCUGCAUUCCAAGUACAUCCCUGAGGAGAAGAGGAAGGAGAUUCUGCACCUGUACAAGAUGGGCAUUCUCACCACUGACCAGAUGGAAACCGUGGUCACCGGAAUCGUAAACAGAACAGAGGAGGAGAAUACAGACAAAUCUCUUUGGUUCGCAAAUCAAAACCCAGAGACCAAGCAAUUAACAAGAACCCGAAGUGUUCCUUUUGGUUAUUCCCCCUCUUUGGAGGACAUGUUACGGUCUGAAAGUAGUGUAGUAUCAGUUGGUGAUUUCCAAGGGCAGAUGGUAUCUUGCUGGGAUCUUCUUUUCUCGCGGUACAUCUCAGAAGACAAAAGACAGGAACUUCUCAACAGACUGAAAGAAAAUAUCAUCUCAGUUCAGGAACUGAUAGGCAUUCUCACCAAUAUCGUCACAGAAGCAGAAGGACAUCGUCAGUCCUCGAGGCCUGGCAGUGGUCAAGUGGGCGUAUCAGAGAAAAGUGACAAUUCAUAUGCACAACAGCAGCAGCAACUGAAGAAAUCUUUGCGGACAACCAUGGUUGAUGUGACUUGUGGACAAUUUAAGGGACAAAAGGUCUGUGUGCUGGAUCUUCUAUUUUCCAAAUAUGUCCCUCAGGAUAAAAGGCAAGAACUUCUCGAGCUGUACAGGGCAGGGACAUUACCUAUUCAAGAUAUGGUUAAAGAGAUUGUCACCAUGAUUGAAGAAACCGAACACAAACAUGGGAAGGUAGAUGUUAAAAGAAAAAUGUCCAGUAAAAAGCGGGCAUUCACUUGGACAGAUAAAGGUGCUGACUCAUAGUAAUGGGGCAUUGGCUCCUUGAUGCUCAGUCUUCUCAAGAGUCAUAGAGAGAACCAUCAACUACGCCCAUGUGCAUUCGAGCCUCCUAUAUCUCCACAGAUUCUGGCGUUGUUUUCUUACAGAGGGAAAGUGAUUAUCUGCUAUUCGCUUUUUGAGAACAACCCUCAUCUCUGAUGGGCACCUCGGACUCUCGUUUCUUUCAAACAUUUAGCCUCGAUGACUGAUUAUUCAUCUGUGAAGCAGCUGGGUCAGCCAUCCCUUUCCCCUGCUUGGCAGACCUCUGUGCUGGGUUACAUGGCUAGUAAAAAUGAUGGAUGCGGGUCUCCCUUGCACCGAAGACAACACGCAAAAAGCAAUCUGUUGCAUGAUCCUUUUGGGGUGUAUUCACCCUUCUAGGUUGAGAGCUGACUCCUGAGCCAGGCACACAAGAGUGAAUCUCCUACAGGAUCGCAUGAUUCCAACAUCCAUCUAUGUUUUGGCAGUCCUUCCCUUUUCCCAACCAAUGCCUUUGAACUGCAGCUAGUGAGGUCUUGCUAGGACUGAGAACAAAGACACCCUUGGCUUCCUGUCUCUUUGCCUGUUAUUUCAUGUGUCAUUGUGGUGAAUGAACUGAUGGUCAGCUAUUGUCCUCUAGAGGUACCUCCAGUGCCUUCCAUAUCAUUUUGAAGGGGACCUGGGUGGCUUGACUGGUAACUGUUCCUCCUGGGCCUGAAUCUGCAUUUGACGGCCUCCCACUGGUAGAGGCAGCUUUGGUCAACUCUGUUUAUACUACUAAUAAUAAACCUUUAAAUGUU